AGACACAUAUCUUAUAAUAAAACAACAACUGUUUAUAUCAUAAAAUUUACGUAUUCAUAACAUUGUAAAACGAUUUUUCAAUUUCUUCGUUUGAAGUCCGUUACAAAUGUUACUUCCAGAAAUUCGUACGGUCAACAUCGCAUAAACGCAAUAGUAAACACUGAAGUUCUGCACUUAUAUAGCUCCUUAUUAUGAGAAAACAUAAAAUAUCAAUGUCUAUUUAUGCCGGGGACAUCCUUAAGAGCUAUGGAUUGUUUAUAGAGGAACACGAUGAAACUUUGAAAAAGUUAAAAAAGAAAACGCCUGGAUUCUCCGAAACUAAAAAUAACUCACUGAUUUCCAUGAUAUCCGUGAUAGAGCUUAACUAUGUUUUUAACGAUAGCAUUGUGGCACAGAUGUUUUUAGAGGAGUCGCAGAUGGUCGCAAAUAAACCCUUGACUACCUUGGCCAAUCUGUGCAAUCAGUGCCGGGAUUUGACUCGGACAGCAAAGGAGUUGCAGCUGACUUGGUUACUCACUGGCUCCAAGCUUAAAGAUCAGAAACAGCAUUUAGGAUAUGAUCUAGCUAAAUUGGAGCAGAUUCUGUUUCGUAUAAGCACCUCUAUCGAUUUUUUUUGUCGGGUAAACUUUACAUUAAACCGCAUUAAUGAAACUGUUCAAAACCUGUGGACACAAAUUGUCGCCGUCAGCGUGCUGGAGGAAAUCAAUGAAUUACAUAUAUUUACCCUGUUUGAUUAUAUGAAUGAACUACUAGAAUCCGUUGUAGUUUUUAAUGAAAUAGUGGAGCGUUCAUACAUAGCGUCCAUAUGGGUAUUAUACAAAAACUGGCUAGCUACGCUGACCAAUAAUAAAUGUAUAUUGGACCACUGUACUACUUUGGAACUGCUUGGGCUAAGUAAAGCUCUUAAGGAGAUUGAGUCUGUGAUUUCAGGAAAUCUUUUUCGGACUCUUUUAGCUCAUCUGAUGAAAUUGAAGAAUCAAACAUGCCUAAAAGAUGUGAAUCGAAUUACUCAACGUUCCAAUGCCUAUAUUCGCAAGAAGGUUUUUGCUGUUGAUAUAAAUCAGGAUACCGAGUACACGAACAUUGAAGACCCAAAACUAAUCAUUCGGGUCAUCGCAUUUGUUGUAACGAUCCAGCAGUUAGGAAUCCAAAUAGAGGCAAAGUUAGUCAAGGCUAUAUUUGACCUUGUGACCAAGCACCAGCUGCUACCCCUAAUUGGGAAAUUUCGCUGGUCCCCCCAUAAAUUUAUUUUGGAGCAUUCCAAAACAUUAUUUAAAACGUCAGGCAGGUUCCAUGCUAUAACCGGCAAUGGCAACAAAAUCCAAACAUCAAUUAUUGAAAAAAUAAAACUAAACGACUUGAAAACCAGUCGCCUAUUAGGUAAUCAGAUUGCCGUUUGGUCAUUCAACCUUAAAAAAGUAACUGACAGUGGAAUUUUCGGCCACUUUAAGAUGUUGUAUAACCUCCUCCUUAGUGGUCAUUCGUAUAUCGACGAAAUAUGUGUUUUAACAAACUCUUUAAUCAACCGCCACAUAGCUCUCAGGUCCUCAUUGGUAAAGGCUGAUAUCUCUCUUAUAUGCCGCCUACUUCAAUAUCUUAUGAUAAUACAGGAUAUUUUUGAAACAAACCAAAUAAAUUUCAUUCGUUUCUUAGAUUCCUUGAUUCAAUGGCAAAAGCAGAAGGUUUUGUUCCUUCUACAAAAUACAAAGAAAAAAAUUCUUGACAUAAAGUUAGUUCAGCGAAAGGCAAAUCUUCUCUCCAUAAUUAAGUUAACUGAAAACAUAUUUGUUGGCUUCCCAAGUACAAAGCGGUUGACUUUUCUUAAUUUGGCUCUUGGGGACUUUCUCGACAAGGAUCGAUUGCAAAUUGGUGAUAAACAUAACUAUUUUAGUUCUUUUUUAUUUCGAGCAAACAAUUUGGGCCGUUUUAAGCAAGAAUGUAGGAUGAAAGUGGACUCAUCAAUUCUUAUUUACAUCUUAUGGCUUCAAAAUACGUCUUUUUUUAGAGAGUAUGUUGAGUUGCAGCGCAAUUCUUACUCCAUGCAGAAUAUCGUGGCGGUAAGUCAACAACUGCAAAAGAGCCGUCAUAUUUUUACCGGCUGUGAGGACAACAAACACUCGCCGAACACUCUUAUGAUCGAGUUUCUUAAAUUACAUUUUGAGUUCUUUCUUCGGGUUGAAGCUCUCUCGCAUUUUUUUCAAAAUCAAGAUGAGCCUUUUCAAAAACAAAGAUUAGAUUAUCGCCUCUGCCUAACUUCGACCGCUUCUGAAUUUCUGGGGAGCUACGACAUAAUUCGAGAUAACCUUGAGAACUAUUUAACUGAGACAUUCUACAACGUGACAACAAUUGCACCCCACGACUGGAAAUCAUACGAAAAGAUGCGUUACUUGGCUAACAAGGUGUUACUUUUAAGUCCCAUUGAUGAUCAUCUUCCCAACCAGAUCAUAGACCAAGGUAUAGAUGUGCUAAAAAUUAUGCGAAAUAUACACACCUUUGCCUCCUCGUAUGCGUAUAACAUGAAUCUACAACUUUUUGUAGAAAUGCAAAGCAAUGGCAAACACCUGGAAAUCAUAAGUACACGGCACGUUUCGAACUCGGUUCAGACACACGGCACUGGUAUCAUUAACACCACCGUCAACUUUAUAUACCAGUUCUUACGACAAAAGUUCUACACGUUCUCCACUUUCUUGCAUGAUGAGCAGAUCAAGUCGCGAUUAUUAAAAGAACUACGCUUUCACUUGGCAAACAAGCAUGGUGAAAAAUAUCACUCCUAUCCAUAUGAAAGAUCUGAGAACAUUCUUAAAAAGAUAAAAAAACUAGGUCUUUCUACCAACGGAGAGACCUACAUGGACCUUUUUCGAAAAGUUAUUACACAAGUCGGCAAUGCCGUAGGAUAUGUGCGCCUUCUUCAGGCUGGAAGCAAAAAUUCGAAUUACAGAAGCCGAUCUUAUAUGUCAAUAUAUGAAAAUAAUUUUAAUUCCGCGGGCCCUAGAGGGAUGCACACAGUGACUGAAAAUUCAAUCGGGGAAUAUGGCAAAAACGUGGGUCACAUGAAGGAGUGCUACUCUGACUGCACGAACUACUUCAAGCUUCUGCUUUUAGGAUUCAAGCCGUUCCUGUGCAACCCGAACAAUCAUCAUUUGAAAACCUUCUUUCUCAUUACACCAGCAGUGAUCACCAACUAUAUAGAAUACAGGGUCAAGGAGAAAUUGAAGGUCCAUAAGAAAGAUCAAACAAAUUCCUCAGUGUUUGAAGAUGGAUUUGCAAUCGGCUUGAUCUAUAUUUUAUGCAUGCUUAACCAGCUUGGCGAUUUUCACGAGCUUAGUUGGAGCAAAAGCACUGCUAACCAACUAUAUGCGGAGCGCUCCAAAGUGACCAGUAUAGUGGAAGGGCAGAAAGUAUCAGCAGGCCACGUCGACGAAAAGUUGCUACAAACCGUGGCGAUUACUGAACGGCACGUGAAUGCGUAUGAGCAUGAGUACAAUCUUCUUUACGCCACCCUUAGUAGUGCCGAAAUAUUCUUCCAAUAAAAUAAAUAUUUCUUGCUCUAA
Drosophila bipectinata is the source of this 3551-nucleotide messenger RNA. RefSeq names its product strumpellin and WASH-interacting protein (gene SWIP). NCBI's taxonomy places the organism in Eukaryota, Metazoa, Arthropoda, Insecta, Diptera, Drosophilidae. The record is from RefSeq and is a predicted model, not a curated record. Gene Ontology annotation, biological process: endosomal transport; endosome organization. Gene Ontology annotation, cellular component: endosome; WASH complex.